AUGACCGAAUUUCGGCCUUGCCGAGCUGGCACGUUGACGAAUGAAGGUACUGAGCAAAAUUUAUAAUUUCGCAAGAACUGAAAAAUCUUGAUGUGCUCGAGUCUACUACUUGUGCAGUAAAACAGAACGUAUAAAGUGCAAUCCACACAGUGCAUCGAGUGCUAACAUAACCAAUAUUACAUUUUUUUUUUUUUUUUAUAGAAUCAUAGUUUAGCUCGAUAAUUCUGAGUUCUAAGACAGUACAUCUUGGAUAACAAUAACUAAUUAUCCUUGUGAUUUGUUCCCCUAAAAGCGGCACUGUCACGCCAAACUUACCUUUCUCCUAUCGAUUGCUCUUCUCUCCCUCUCUCAGGAUCUGUUCUUCUUUUCUUCCUGUCUGCUCUAGUUUUCUUCAAAACAUAAGACAAAGUAGGGACUAUUUUGUCUUAUGUAUUUUUCCUACGCUUAGGAAGAAAUCAAAGAAAAAAAAGUUACCUGCGCUCUCUCCAAAUACAAAAUAACAAGUCCUGCGCUCAAACUCCCAUCACUCCUGGGCGGCAGCAACGACCAUAGCACACAUCAGCCCCAAUACAUACAGUAAAAACCAAAGAAAGAAAAGUUACCUUCGUUCUCUCCUUAAUCCCUAUGUAUAUUUAAACAAAUGGAGGUCACUUAGUUACUCCAAUGGCCACUGGAGGGAAUGCCCGCCUGCCAACGUCAAGGCAGACCCCCCUAGACGGGUCCUACUCUGACCCUUUACCUUGCUUCCUUGAGCUUCUGGCAAAGAUAUCUCUAAUGAGACAGAAAGGGGUAUUUUUUAUAUACACCCCUAUAUACUUAUUAUCCCUUAAUAGGGAACACAUGGGAUCGGCGGCAGCAUUGUAACAAAGCUGUGUGAUACAAAAAGUGAAUACAAAUACAAAAAUCAAGUCCUGCGCUCACUCCCAUCACUCCUGGUUUGCCUUGUUUAUAUGCAUUGUCUUAAUAAUUUUCUCGUACUAUAAUUUGCUUUAAUCUUCUGAUAUUUCUUUCUUAUUUUGGGAGCUUUCUUUACCCAAAACCUAGUUUACAUGUUAAUCCAAUUGUGUUGAUCACACCGUACAGUCAUUUUGUGUUUCUGCACAUCCGCCAAAUCAAUAGACUUCACCAAUGGACAUACUCUAACCUUCUUUAGAUCUCCCUAUGAAUAAAAUGCAAGCUUCAUCAAAAGUAAAUGGUGUGGUAUUUCUAUAAUAACGUGUCAUGUUCCUUAAGUAGUUUUGGUGUAUAGACCAUGCCCUAGCAGCCUCACUGCUCAAUUCUGCUCAAUUCUCACUGCUCAAUUUAGGAGUUGAACAGUUUGUUUCUGUUUUUGCAGCCCUAGCCACACCUCCCCUGGCUGUGAUUCACACACUCGCACAGUGUGUUUUCUUUAGAAGUUUUUACCUCCUUCUCUGUUAAACUUUAAUCACCCACUAGAGGUAACUGCACACUCUAGCAGGCUAUUAACAGAGCAAGGGAUAAGAAAUUCUAAAUUAAAUACAUUGUGCAGUAAAGGAAGAUUAAACAGCCCCCUGUACAAGUCUUUAGGAAGGCUGUGCACAUUAAAUGCAGGGAGGUGUGACUAGCGCUGCAUAACGAAAGUUAUUUAAUAUAAAUUGCAGAGAAUUGAGCAAUGAGACUGCAAGGACAUGACCUAUACACAAAAAACACCGGAAUAAGCUAACGUUUUGGUGCUUAGAGUGCCCUGAUUUAUCUAUAUUUUUAAAGAAACUGCAAGAUGCUCCACAUGAACUUUGCAACAUACUUGCAUAUACAUUUAUGGAUCUUUUAAACUUUUUUUAGCAGCAUAUGAAGUUUUGGGUCAGGCACUCGAGAGAGGUAUCUCUCCCGGAUCCAGAGUAAUUUCUCAAAUAAAUGUAUGGAUCUGGUAAUAUCUAGCAGUUUUUAUAGGCAAAAACAUGUGGAUCCAGAAGGAUCUCAUUGUUUUUAUGAAAAAUUUAAAGAUCCAGAGUAAUUUCCCCCCCAAAUGUAUGGAUCCGGCACUUUUAAAUAAAAAUCACAUGGAUGUGCUAAGAUCCAGCGAUUUUUCUAGGAAAAACAUUAUUAUUGAAAUACCACAUCCAUAAGAGAAAUAAUGCUCAGUGGCAUAAUAUAAAACCAGAAAAAGUUCAACAAAAUUGUGUUGACAAAUAAAUCAGACUCUCUUCAUAUGUUAGGCCUCAACUUAUAAAGCUGUUCCAAUAGUUUUGUGUUUAAGGAUAGUGAUGGAUAUUGACAGUUUGAUUGCAAGAUAAAAACAUCCACAUUCACAUACACAAGUUUUCAAGUUAAUGUUUCUCAAUAUUACUAGACCCGAGUCAUUAAUCCCAUUACUUUAUAAUGAAACUAGAGAUUAAAAGUGAUGAAAUUGUUGUGAUUUUGAGUGCAAAACAUAAUUAUCAAAGAGCAUGCGUUCAUUGAAAACAUAUGAAGUCAUAUAUGCCGAUUAUUGUUAUGAACAUUAGUGUAAAUUGGUUUUGUAAUGGUUGGCUUCGGUAGGAAUAUAAAUAUAAUUAUUAUAGGGAGUGAAUUUAGAGGGUUUUCUACUCAGGUUGGGGUGGAGUUUGGAUAGUAAAUCAUUUGUACCGUCUCAAUCUUUUCUGUCCUGUUUAGAUUUGAGCAACAAAGCCUUUCUCUUCCCUAAAGAAACUGCCAACGCACACAUCAUUCUAAACCCCGAGGCAGCAAAGCCUUUAGAAAAGCUUACCGUCUGUCUUCGAUCCUACACUGAACUCACUCGAGAACAUUCUCUUUUUUCUCUGGCAUGCCCUGGCUCAGAAAAAGACAACACUUUUCUUAUCUUAACAUUGCCACCAAACGUCUACUCAGUUUAUGUUAACCAAGAAGAAAAUCGCUUCAAGAUUGACCCAGAGGUUCUCGACUGGAAACACACCUGCGUGAGCUGGAACUCUGACACAGGAGUGAUCCAACUUUGGGUCAAUGGGAAGCUCUAUCCAAGAAAGAUCUCAAAUAAAGGAUUUACUAUUCCAAUACCAACCUUUAUUAUCCUGGGACAGGAUCAAGAUUCCUUUGGGGGUGGAUUUCAAGCUGCUCAGUCAUUUGUGGGUGAAAUGAGAGAUGUCCAUAUGUGGGAUUUUGUAUUGAGCCAGGAAGAUAUACAAAAUGUUCUGGUCAAUGAUAUAAAUGGAAAUGUUCUUAGCUGGACAGCUCUGCAGUAUGAGAGUAAUGGGGAAGUGGUUGUCCCAUUCAAAGUUCAGAGUAAGUCCUUGAGGUACCCAACCAGUUUGUACCCUCAAUUCUAG
Molecule: messenger RNA, 3263 nt
Organism: Pelobates cultripes (western spadefoot toad)
Lineage: Eukaryota; Metazoa; Chordata; Amphibia; Anura; Pelobatidae
Source: the annotation of a GenBank genome assembly